CCUCUAUUUGAACCUCGUUAUUCACAACUAGGGUUAGGAUUUUUGUGGUGGUGCUAUUUUAGUCUUGCUUUGCCUCCUUUCAUCUUCGUAGUCUCUCGAGUGUCGUCGACAAUGGCGGAGCAGACUGAGAAGGCAUUUCUGAAGCAACCCAAAGUGUUCUUAUGCUCGAAGAAAUCUGGGAAGGGGAAGAGACCUGGAAAGGGUGGAAACCGCUUCUGGAAGAGCGUUGGUUUGGGAUUCAAGACUCCCAGAGACGCCAUAGACGGAACAUAUAUUGAUAAGAAAUGCCCCUUCACUGGCAAUGUUUCAAUUAGGGGCCGCAUCCUAGCUGGGACAUGUCACAGUGCUAAAAUGAUGAGGACCAUUAUUGUUCGACGGAACUAUCUUCACUUUGUCAAGAAAUACCAAAGGUAUGAGAAGAGGCACUCAAACAUUCCUGCACACAUCUCUCCAUGCUUCCGUGUGAAGGAAGGAGAUCAUGUUACUAUUGGCCAGUGCAGGCCUUUGUCAAAGACUGUGAGGUUCAAUGUGUUGAAAGUGAUCCCUGCUGGAUCUUCCGGUGGAGGUGGGAAGAAGGCUUUCACAGCGAUUUGAGGUUUGUUUACCAAUUUCUGUGAUAGGGCGGACUUUCAUAAUGAACUGGGCUCAGGGUGAGCUAAUUUUGUGAUAGUAGACCUUUACUGUUUUGAACCAUAUUAAUGUGGAAUAUUUUUAUGGAUUUUUCUAUGUAUUAUGCUUUUUGAUAGUGAAAUCAUGGAGUUUCUGAUA
Messenger RNA from Cornus florida, 768 nucleotides. Its product is annotated as small ribosomal subunit protein uS17. The transcript is spliced from 6 exons. Bases 112 to 594 code for a protein of 160 amino acids. The record is from RefSeq and is a predicted model, not a curated record. Gene Ontology annotation, molecular function: structural constituent of ribosome. Gene Ontology annotation, cellular component: cytosolic small ribosomal subunit; ribosome. Gene Ontology annotation, biological process: translation. NCBI's taxonomy places the organism in Eukaryota, Viridiplantae, Streptophyta, Magnoliopsida, Cornales, Cornaceae.